Rhododendron vialii is the source of this 965-nucleotide messenger RNA. RefSeq names its product increased DNA methylation 3-like. Gene Ontology annotation, cellular component: nucleus. The transcript has 4 exons. Bases 327 to 737 code for a protein of 136 amino acids. The record is from RefSeq and is a predicted model, not a curated record. Lineage: Eukaryota; Viridiplantae; Streptophyta; Magnoliopsida; Ericales; Ericaceae.
GUUUACGAUUCACUUGCUGCUUUUUCGUGUUUCAGUUUCGCGCUUCUCUCCUUCUUCGUACCUCGGUUAGGGCUCGAAGUUGCGGCUUCUCUCUCUCUCUCGCGCGCGCUCGCACGAAGUUAGGGCUCCUGUCGAAUCGGGCACGAAUCUGGUAAUUAUGACGUCGUGGUUUAACCAGAGUUGGCCCCUGUUCGAAGCAGUGACCUGCCCGCAGUCCUUUUUCCGGUCCAUCCAAUUUCAGAAGCCAUCAUCUCCACUUGCCCAAAAAGAGUUGAUAGAUAAUUUCUGAAUAUUGAGCUCAAGUAAUUGCAAACCACAUUUGAAACAUGAAUAUGGGAGGAAGUGUCGUUUCUGAGCAAUUGAAGCCAGCUGUAACUUUGACGGGAACUGCUAAGGAAGGGAGUGGUGGGCCUCCAAUUGGUGUGGUAGACAUUGGUGAAAGCGAAAGGUCCUACCUAUGUCGGGUCACCCUGCCAGGUCUCCGGAACAAUGAGAGUAAUAUCAAUUGUGAAAUCCAGAGGGAUGGAAAAGUACAUAUUCAUGGAGUCGUGACUGGUGGAGUUUUGAAAGAUCCGUGGACUACGUAUGAGAUGAAAGUGCAGGAACUAUGUCCGCCUGGACGGUUCUCCAUGUCCUUCAAUUUGCCCGGACCUGUUGACCCCCGACUCGCUUCCCCCAAUUUCAGGUCUGAUGGCAUCCUCGAAAUCGUUGUAUCUAAGCCAGUGUCUUCAGCUUGAUCAUUGUUUGUGGCCUAAUCGUUUUCUCGUACUGUUGAAUUUUCCUACAAGGCUGCUUGAAGGAGCUCUGAAACUUGGAUAAAUACUGGUCUCCUUGCCUUGUCUUUUAGAGAACAUUGAUCUUGUGUUUCAUUUAUCUAGUAGGCAUGAUAGUGCGUUGUUAGUUUUGAACCACCUAUUGGAAGGACCCUUUUUGUAAUGUGCAUGGCUCAUUGAUCUUGUGCACCA